UCAGUGUGUAGUGUAUUCAGGUAUACUAUACUACAGCAAACAGCUGCUGUGCUGUUGUGAUAAUCGAUAAAAACCGAAAGUGGUCUGGCGGCUGUGUAGCCGUAGUACGCACGAGUUAGUUUACGCUUUGUUACGACAUUGUUUUAUUAAGCUCAACGACAAUUUCGAGUUUUACAUUUGGCGAUUUAUUUCGUUUAUUCAUAUUAUUGUUUUGAAAUGGAAACUAUGCCUGUAAAAAUGAACCCAAGAGGAAAGUUUAUUUCGUCAUCUCAAAAAGAAUUAAUAAUUAUUGCUUACAAGAAAAAAAUUGCCCAACAUCCAGGUCUUAAAAAAGUAGAACUGCGAAAAAUGUUAUCCAAAGAGCUAGGAAUCGGACAAAGGACAAUAUCUUCGACUAUUCUCGAGUACGAAAAGUAUAAAACAGUUUCUUCUCCCAAUAGGAAAAAAAAUAGAGACAGCAUCAACGCCAAAAUUGACGAGUUCGACAAAUAUGCAAUUAGGAGAAUAAUUCACGGUUUUUGGUUUGAAAAACAAUUUCCUACAUUGGAUAAAAUUUUGUCACGUAUAAACUCAACUGAAGGACUGCCUAAAUUUACCAGAAGCUCUUUAUACUUGCUGCUACGAAAUUACAUGGGUUUCGAAUAUGUGAAACGCAGUCGAAAUAACGCUAUGGUUGAAAAUGAUGGGAUAGUUGUAUGGCGUAGAAACUACCUGGAAACAAUAAAGAAAUAUCGAAAUGAAGGUCGUCCAAUAUAUUUUAUGGACGAGAUGUGGAUAAAUUCUGGAGAAUGUACUAUUCGUACGUCACGCCGAGAUGCUUUUGAUGCAGGCCUUUCAACCAGUCCAGUUGGUCCCAGUGUUAAAGGUAAACACAUGAUUGUUGUUCUCGUCGGAAAUGAAGACGGUUUUGUGCAGGAUAGUCUUUUGUGUUUUGAAUCUAAGCACAAAAAAAAUUAUUACCAUGACGAAAUGAGUGGUGACGUUUUCUUGGAGUGCUUGGAAAGUGUUUUGCCACGUUUAAAAGACAAUGCCGUUCUUGUUAUGGACAGCGCUCAACACCAUUCGGUAAAACUUGACAAAGCCCCGACUAGUACAACAAAAAAGGCGGAUAUUAUCAAGUGGCUCCAAGAAAAAGGAGAAAUUAUUGACAAGCCAAUGGUCAUAGCUCAACUUAUGACCAUAGUUCGCAGAGUUAAACCAUUGUAUGAAAAAUAUUCUGUAGACGAAUUUGUCAAACAGCACAACAAGGAUGUUCUACGUAUUCCUCCUUAUCAUUGCGAGCUCAAUCCGAUACAAAUGGCUUGGUCAGUUGUGAAAAACCAUGUCCAAAUGCACAACACCGCCAACAAACUCCCUGAUGUCCGACGAUUGUUAGAGGAAGGUGUAAAGAAGGUAAAUGGCGAUAUGUGGAAAAAAUUGAUCAGCCAUGUUGUCGAUGAAGAAAAAAGGUUAUGGGACAUGGAUUUCAUUAUUGAUGACAUGUUAGCAGAACAUAAGUCCUUGGAUGUUUCUUAUUCAGAUUAUUACAAUAAAUCGGUAGAAGACGUGAUCAAACUGCAAGAAAAUAAAGAUAAAAAAGAUGAUACUUCACAAUUCUGUUCUGGUAUUAAAACGAACGAUGAGGCAAAAAUCGUAGUCAAGCUAAACGAAAUCGAUGGAGAGCAGGCUGUCAAUCCGAAAGAUCACGUGGUCAUAAAGCAAGAAAACAAAAAUAAAUUUGACCAACUCUCACAGCUGUGUUUGCCAAAUAAUAAUGAAAUGAUCGAAGUCGAGUCAAUUAAAGUAGAAGUAGAUGAAACGGAUGAUUGUUACUAUAGUUCAUUGAUAGAAAUAAAGGAAGAAUAUAGUCCGUUUAAUAGUACUACAGACUUUUCAAAUGAUAUGAUGCCGGACCACUAUGAAAAUUCGUACAAUAGUAGUCCAGAACAGUCCUAAAAAGAUCGAGAAAAAUAAAUAAAGGAUUUUUCUCGCCGAAUCGAAACCGAUCUCAGAUUUUAUACAACACCACAUCAAGUUUUGUUGUAUUAAUUGAUGUUUUCUUUUAACUGUUAUGUAUUUUUCAAAAUAAGUUUAAAAGUUGUUUAAACAUAAAUUGUAAAAUAUUUGUUUUUGCCGAGUUCAAAAAGUCUCGGAAUCAUUAUUAUUAUAAAAAUCACAAAUACAUUUUUUCUAGAUUAAUAAAAAUGUA
Messenger RNA from Adelges cooleyi (spruce gall adelgid), 2188 nucleotides. RefSeq lists its product as uncharacterized. The coding region runs from base 217 to 1935 and encodes 572 amino acids. The record is from RefSeq and is a predicted model, not a curated record. Gene Ontology annotation, molecular function: nucleic acid binding. The transcript has 7 exons. Lineage: Eukaryota; Metazoa; Arthropoda; Insecta; Hemiptera; Adelgidae.